Molecule: messenger RNA, 228 nt
Organism: Adineta steineri
Lineage: Eukaryota; Metazoa; Rotifera; Eurotatoria; Adinetida; Adinetidae
Source: the annotation of a GenBank genome assembly
AUGACAUCAGCAUUAAAAACAAGUGAAGAUCCAGUUAGUGAACGGAAAAAACUUUAUAUGUCGGAACGACAAAUUCCACAAUUAUUUGAAGCACUUAUGGCUGCUAUAAUGAAUAAUGAACCUGAUGAUCAUUAUGAUUUUAUUAUUGAAAGUUUAACAAAAAUGAAACAACAGAAAUUACCACUUCGAUGGGAUACUUUUAUACAAAUGCAUGAUAAUAAUAAAUAA